AUGGAAAUGGCUGAUCACGGUCCGCUUCAUAAGUGGAAUAGUUGUCCCGAUCUCUUGAAUGUACCAAAAGUACCGAUAGAGAGUUUAAAGAAGCUCCAUGUGUAUGAUUUUGACAAUACUUUGUAUUGCAGUCCGCAUCCUAAUAAACAGCUAUACACUAAGAAGCUGUAUGACCGACUUUACAACUCUUCCAGCUUGCUUAAUGGGGGCUGGUGGUCAGAACCAUGUUUUUUGGAACAAUCAUUUACCAAUAUGAUCAAUUCCAGUGAGGAAGAACGGGCAAAGUAUUGGAACAUAGAUAUGCUUGAAUUGGCCAGGAAAUCGGAACAGGAUCCUCAAGCAAUUUCAAUUGUUCUUACUGGAAGAAAAGAAGUUUACUUUGCAUCGAUGUUCAGUAAGAUGUUUCUGGAACUUGACGAUCUAACAUUCAAUGCCGUAUGUUUGAAAAGGGCAAACUGCGGCAGUAGUACUGCCGAAUACAAGAUUUCGCUGAUUACAGAUUUCUUGGACCAUUAUCCUUCAUUAAACGAGCUGAUCAUUUAUGAUGAUCGCCCGCAGCAGAUUAAAGUCUUCGAGAGAGCCUUUAGCAACUCGCAGGUGGUUCAUGUUCAGCCACAAUUCAAAAUGCUUGAGGUCUCUGAUGAAUGCCGACUGGUAAAGGAAAUUUUUGAAAGAUAUCAUAUGGCUAACUCCUUGGUCUGGACACCACCGACAUGUGGUUUUAUCGUGGACAGAACUACAUACCGCACAUUGAUCAAUUGGACGUUUCGAUUCUUCAAGAAGAAAUAUAAAAUGUCUUUGUUACCACAUUAUCCGAUGUAUAUACCGCUUGCAGCAGACACCAAUGACGAGAUUGCUCGAAUCUGGUCAAACAACAAUCCACAAGUCAUGAAAUCACCUUCCAGUACUAAAGAAAUCUGUGACAGAUUCCACUCACAGCAAAACUUGCAAGGUAAUUGUGCCAUCAAAUUCAACGUCAUUGAAAUCGGUUACCGGACGUCUGAAAAGUAUCGUCGCACCCUAGAAAUAUACUACAAAGUAGAGGCAUCAGACAGUAACAGAUACGUCUCGCCCUCUCCAACAACCUUGAUGGCUAUAUCCACGGAAACAACUUUGCCCAAGGGUCGCACAGAGUUGAACUCUCUCAGAUGGGUCUCCCUAGAUAGGCCUAUCAAGUUGAAGACCGUGCUUGGCCAUUUUGCGCGUCUUACAACUACUGAUUGA
This is a messenger RNA of Torulaspora delbrueckii, 1224 nucleotides long. RefSeq lists its product as uncharacterized. The transcript has a single exon. Lineage: Eukaryota; Fungi; Ascomycota; Saccharomycetes; Saccharomycetales; Saccharomycetaceae. The record is from RefSeq and is a predicted model, not a curated record. The coding region runs from base 1 to 1224 and encodes 407 amino acids.